CGCGGAUCAAGCUAAACACAAACAGCCAUGUCAACUUCAACAAUUUAACCUCGUUCAUAGUGAAGCACUAGCCAGAUUUGUCCCUGAGAGCCUGAGCUGGGGGCUGUGGCCUGGAACUGGGGCUAAUGUCAGACUGUCCCGAUGAAGACGGGGGUCUGGUGCAACCUGCCCCAGCAGGCACAGCCAUUUUAUUGGGCAACAACACACAGUCAGAGACCACCGAAACUUCAGCAAAAGACAAGGUGACCCCUGUGAUAGAUGAGGCUUCACCGUCUUCCACUUCUUCUUUUGAGAUGCUCGACAUGGAGGCGGCGCCUGCUCCCUACCAGGAGGUUCAGCCUCACUGGUUCUUCUGUAGACGUGCUGAUGACAGCACAUCUUGGCAACCCUUCAGCUUAGUGGACUCUGUGAAACUAGAGUCUGUUUACAGCACUGGGAGCAGUUGGGACAUACUAGUAGCUGUGGAUGGAGAGCGGUAUGAUGUGCACAUUAAUGAGAGAAAGCGUUAUGCUGUGUACUGGGAACAAGCGCCCACUGAGGUCCGCCGCUGCACUUGGUUCUACAAAGGAGAUAAAGACACAAAAUUCAUGCCCUACUCUGAAGACUUUAGCCAGAGUUUAGAGGAUGCUUAUAAGAAAGCAAUAACCAAAGAUGAGUGGAAAACAAAGCUGGAGUUUCCCACAGGAGAAACUGUAAUAAUACACAACCCUAAACUCAUAAUGCAAUAUCAGCCAAUAUUUGCACAAGAUGAGUGGGUCUCCUCCCCGUCAGAGAGCACUCGACCCAGAACAGUGAAGAGAGGUGUAGACAGCAUUAUUGUAGAUAUACCUGAUGGUGAACCAGACAAUGUUGACCAUCUUGUUUUUAUGGUGCAUGGCAUUGGUCCUGCGUGUGAUCUCCGCUUCAGAUCUAUCAUACAGUGUGUUAAUGAUUUCAGGAGUGCGUCUCUGUCCCUCCUGUCCUCUCAUUACAAACGCGCUCAGCAGGAGGACAAAAUAGGGAGAGUUGAGUUUCUACCUGUGAACUGGCACAGUGCUCUACACGGUGAUGCAACUGGGGUGGAUGAGGACAUCCAGCGAAUAACUUUGCCCAGUAUUAGUCGGUUGAGACACUUCACCAAUGAUACUCUAUUGGACCUGUUUUUCUAUAAUAGCCCCACAUAUUGCCAGACUAUAGUAGACACGUGUGGCCUUCAGAGAUCCAACAGGCCUACAUGCACUAUUUAAAGAGCGACAGUCCAGAGUUUAAAAGGGGCUGUUUCUAUUGUGGGCCACAGCCUGGGCUCACUGAUACUAUUGACAGAUUCCCAGGGAAGAGUCAAACUGCCAGCACAACAUGACCAUUUGGAAGAGUUUCUGACCCAAAUGGACCUACAACAGUACCUGACCCUUCUGCAGGCUGAGGACUUGGAUCUUGAAUCUUGGGUUCUAUGUCGUGACAAUGACCUGAAAGAUUUAGGGAUUCCUCUUGGUCCUCGUAAAAAGAUCUUAAAUGCUGCCAGAAGAAAAGUAUUCCCAAAGGAUUGCAGGCAGAGUUCAUUGUUUCUGGCACCAGAAUUGCAUGGUUCCUCUCAGGAUUUGUCGGCCAGUGAUCACAAUGAUAAUCAGUCUUCAGGGUUGGUGACACAGCAGUCCCAGUUGCACAGAGCCCAGUCUGUCACCAGUGCUGUUGACUAUGAACACUUUGAUGUAGGCAUCGGACAGGUUUCCAUUGACUAUCCACAGUUGGCAUUCCAUCCACAGACAUUUUUUGCAUUUGGCUCUCCCAUUGGGAUGUUUUUGACUGUGCGUGGGCUUAAACGCAUUGACCCAAACUACACCUUUCCAACCUGCAAGAGUUUUUACAACAUCUAUCACCCUUAUGAUCCUGUAGCUUAUCGGAUAGAGCCCAUGAUUGUGUCAGAUGUGGAUUUGGAGCCCAUGCUAAUACCUCACCAUAAAGGCCGCAAGAGGAUGCAUCUUGAAUUGAAGGACAGCCUAACUCGUAUGGGCAUGGACAUAAAAAACAAUGUUUUGGGCUCCUUGCGGACAGCGUGGCAGUCUUUUGCGCGACUCCCUGUCGCUGCUUUGCCACCGGUUGAAGCAGGAGAAUCUUCAGUAGAAGGAAACCUACAAGAUGCACAGGGUGAAUGUGUUGAGGCAGAGUUCCCAGUUUCCACAGAGCAGCCAGAGCAGCUGCAGAUCAAAAUGGGCAUGUUGAAUGGAGGGCGUAGAAUAGACUAUGUUCUUCAAGAGAAACCCAUUGAGAGCUUCAAUGAAUACCUGUUUGCUAUCCAGUCCCACCUGUGUUACUGGGAGUCGGAGGAUACUGCUCUCCUGGUUUUAAGGGAAAUAUAUGACAAACUUGGUGUGGCUUUUGACCAGCCUCAACAGUAUUGAAGUUAGAGCUCUUCUUUAAUGCCUUACCAAAUGGGAGUAGUUUGUAUGGAUACGGCACUAUCCAAAACUGGGCUUGAAUACCGAAAAUGUAAUUUUAUUUCAGCACUUUCCAUAUUUUUUGCUAUGCACUUUAACUCCAUUAUUUACAUAUCCUUCUAAUUAUCAUUCUAAAUAUAUGUUGAGUAGGAAGUACAUGGACGGCACAUGUAACAACCACAAAGACCUUGUGUAUGUGUAACUAAUUUAGUUUAAAAUGCUUUUACUUAAAGAUAUUAACACUAUUGUAAAACAAAUUAAAGUAAUUUGACUAUAUCUCUUAAUCCACAGACAUCAGGUUUCUGUGUUAUAUGUUUGACCUCUGAAAAAUAAUUGUUGAUCUGUUUCAACAUGCUUGGCAGCUGCAUUUUUUCAGUUGAACAUUACUGAACUCAUUUCUUGCCUCAGUGCAAAUCAUGAUCAUAUAUUAUUGUCUGUUUUUAUUUAACUGAAAGAUUAUCUUUAUGGUGUGCAAUUUUCAAAUCCGAUAAAACCCAUUUACCAUGGACUGUUCAAAAGAAUUACAUGUUGAAACUAGAUCUUAUUUAUCUUAUGCCAAAGUCUGAAAACAUUGAACAGCUGACAAAUGAAGGUGAUCCUUACUGUCAGAAUUGUCGUUCAUGUAUGAAAGUGGAUUUGCACUGAUAAU
This is a messenger RNA of Periophthalmus magnuspinnatus, 3063 nucleotides long. It is a transcript of the gene ddhd2, whose product is annotated as DDHD domain containing 2. Gene Ontology annotation, molecular function: triacylglycerol lipase activity; protein binding; metal ion binding. Lineage: Eukaryota; Metazoa; Chordata; Actinopteri; Gobiiformes; Gobiidae. The record is from RefSeq and is a predicted model, not a curated record. Gene Ontology annotation, cellular component: COPII-coated ER to Golgi transport vesicle. The transcript has 18 exons.